UACUGUCUCAAGCUAACUGCUCAGUACGAGUCACAACGUAGUGACAUAUCGUGCGAAGAUUUAAUGAGAUGCAUGAGGCGUCAUGGUUCGGCUUUCAACGUUGAACCCAAAAAGAUUGAGGUGCUCGUUUUUGCGGCCCUGUGUAAUUCUGGAUUUUUCGAGUUUGAGGCCUGCACGGUUUUCGAUAUUUUCUGGUUGCUGCAACAAACGCUUCAGGAGCGCGGCGUCGACAACCUCUCAAAUGGAUCUGCCUUGGAGCCGCACACGUGUGACCUCCUGCUUGAGUUCGCUUAUUGCCACACAUUCGCUGAACCCGAAGUUAUUGCUCUGGCCAUUACGUUUAUCUACUGGGAUACAAGGAAGGAAUAUAAGGUUCAACAACUAAGGUCCCUUCUAGUCCAAAUAUCAGGAGGUCCAGCCGUGAGGAAAGCCUACGUCACAAAGGCAGCAAUUCUGAAUUAUCUUACCGCUGCACGGGGAGAUGGGUCGAGCCGCUCCCUACAGGCUUUCUUCGUAGGCAUGAGAGCAGGCGAUCAAGAGCGGAUCAAGCACCAUCUCGCGAAACAUAUGUUCGGAUCAAUAAACACAUUUUCAGCCGUGUCUACUCAUUCCAGUUCGUGAUUACUUGAGCUGGUGCUGCGGCAGCUUUGAGGGCGGUGUGUCUUUCGAUGGCAUCGAUCGAUGACCGAGUCUGCAAAAAUUGCUCAGUGCUCACUUUUGGUCAAUGACACUGCUCAACUGGUAUCCUGAAUCGUUUUGGCGAAGCC
This is a messenger RNA of Toxoplasma gondii ME49, 767 nucleotides long. RefSeq lists its product as hypothetical. The coding region runs from base 64 to 621 and encodes 185 amino acids. The transcript is spliced from 7 exons. Lineage: Eukaryota; Apicomplexa; Conoidasida; Eucoccidiorida; Sarcocystidae. The record is from RefSeq and is a predicted model, not a curated record.